This is a messenger RNA of Alligator mississippiensis (American alligator), 6797 nucleotides long. RefSeq names its product tumor protein p53 binding protein 1 (gene TP53BP1). Gene Ontology annotation, molecular function: histone binding. Gene Ontology annotation, biological process: positive regulation of transcription by RNA polymerase II; DNA damage checkpoint signaling. The transcript has 30 exons. Gene Ontology annotation, cellular component: nucleus. The record is from RefSeq and is a predicted model, not a curated record. Bases 70 to 6645 code for a protein of 2191 amino acids. NCBI's taxonomy places the organism in Eukaryota, Metazoa, Chordata, Crocodylia, Alligatoridae.
CGGGAAGCGGCGGCGCCGGAGGCCGCACGCGCCGGGCGGGGGAGGGGCGGCGGGAGCUGAGGGCGGCAGAUGGAGCCCAACGGCAGCCCGCUGGAUGUGCGCUUCUCCCCGCCCGACGCGCCCUGCCUCAUCGUGGAGGACUCGCAGCCCGAGAGCGCCGCGGCAGGGGACUCGCCGGGCGAUGCCUGCGUCCCCCUGCCCGCCCCGCGCCUGCCCGCCUGCCCCAGCCCCGUGCUGGAGAUGAUGUCCAGCUCUCGGGAUCAGAAACGGACAGUGGGAGGAGACGUAGGGGUCGACGCUAUUGAGCCUUCUCCAGAAAAGCAGCUUGCAGAGCCAAUGGACACAUCUACCCAUCUGGAGACCACUGGUUCACUCAGCGAAGUCCUUGACCAGUUGCCCCAGCCCAGCAGCAAGAGCAGUGUUCUCGGGUUGGUGGUAGCUGCUGUUGAGGGGGCCGAUGAAGAUGCUGCAGACUGCACUGCCCACUCACUGGGCGCUGAAGGCUCAGGCACGUCGCAGCUGCAUUUUGGAGCCCUGGAACUGUCACAGAGCCAGGACCUUGAGGGGGACUCCUCACUGCAUGAGGAGGGCAAUGAGCAUUGCCUUCGUCCUGCAGAAACCUCCUGUAAAGAGACCGAGGAUGAGCUGUGCGCCGUUAAGAAAGAAACUUUGCCUGGUGGAGAAACAUGUACUGGGACACAGUACCAGCAGGAGGAGGAGUCUAAAAGAACUCCUCAACCACCUCAAGAUACUGCUAGGAAACCAAGGUCUGUCUGCGAUUUGCUUGAAAGUGGAUUGCAAGUUGAGAAGUCAUGUGAUCCUGCUCUUCAGGAGCCAGAGAUUCUAUCAACUCAGGAAGAUAUGUUUCCUGAGAGCAACUCAGCAGCUUCAAGCAGUGCCUGUGCCAUAACCAAGGUGGAAGAGGGAGGUCCCCUGGCAUGCACCCCUGCUGGCACUCUUCACCUCCUGCAUCUCUCUGGACAGGGAUCCCUUGCACAGGAGAGUCUUUCCAUUGAUUCUUCAGGCCCAGCUGCUCCUUCUAGUAUCUUCAGGUCCAGUGCUCUUAUCCCCAGCAGUCCCACAGAACAGGAAGAAACGCAAGGAGCACAGCCAGGCACCAUGGAGAGCAGCUCCCUGCAGAUUUACCUGCAAGGCACUGCUCUCCACACUGCCUGCCUGUGUUCCUGGCCACGUGCAUGCUGUGGCUGUGCGCAUGCACACAGCAUCUGGGGGCCCCGGCCAGAAGAUGAACAGAUGGAUAUGGCUGCUCUAGCAGGAGGGGAACUUGCCCUGAAGCAACAGAAGGGAGAUGAACUGAUGGAAGUUGAUAAUCCUCCCACCCCAUCAGGACCUCCAGUGCUACCCCAGGCUUCAACUCCAGUAUCCCAGAGUGCACCAGUCUUCACUUCUGGAUCCUUUCCUGUACCAUCACAACCAGAGUUCUCCCAUGAUAUUUUCAUUCCAACUCCGAGUCUAGAGGAGAGGCCUGGAAGAGAAGAGAAGGCUGGUGCCUUACCUGAUGUGUGCUUGUCAGCAGAUAACUCUGGACCCAUGGAGGCUGUGCCCAAAAUUCCUACAGGGGGUCCUGUGUUUUCAGAGACCAGUGAUUCCUGUAAACUAGUGCUCUCUGCAAGUGAAUGUAACCAGCCCAUAAAGACGGAAGGAACUACAGGCUCCUUGAGGACUGACCAGGACAGUGAAUCCACACAGGUAGAGGUGGAUUCCACACCCCCAGCUUUGGAGCUGAAACUCUGUUCCAUGGAGAAUGACAGCAUGAAGCUGAGAAUGAGUGAGGACAGCCAAACUCUAAUGGAAGAGGAUGGUGAAAAAGCAGAAGAGGGCGAGACCAUGAGAGCACCUGCCACUGCUGCGGCUGCUGCAGGUGUAACAGCAGGUGGAACUGUGGCACAGACAAGUUGCAUUGAUCGCAUGUGUGAAUCUGGAAGUCAGGCUAUUGCAGCUCUAGCCAGUCAGCCUGACACUUUGCCAUGUGUUUUGGGUCGAGAAGCACUGACUGAGAUUAAGGAAAAACUGUUGAGAGCCAGGCCUCAGUUGGAAGCAAUUCCUGAGACUCAGUGUGAGGAACAAGGUGAGAGGCGUGCAGAUGAGAAGCAGCUAGAGGAAGAAGGGUCCUCUCUGUGCCAAACCCCCUCUCAGGGCCUGACUGUUCUAAGGGAAGAGCAGCAUCACAAAGGCCAGGAAGCGAUGGAAGUGGAAUCUGCUGAGGGCUCUAGCAAAAGUUGUAAAAAGCUUUGUGAACUGAGCCAAAGGGAUCAGGAGACCGAGAAGAAAGAGGCCUCCACAGGCUUGGGUGUUGUGGAAGCGAAGGACAUGGAGGGCUUGUCCCUGAAGGCUGGUCAAGAAACCAUGGCAAAGCUCAGUGACCUUGCCUCUCAGCCUCUUGUGGGAGAGUCACUGGGACAACAGGAUGGCUCCUGGCCUCGGUUACCAGCAGGUGUUCCCCCAGCAGUGGCACUGUGUGCCAGAAAGCAUUCAGAUGUUCAAGGGAACAGGGAUCAAAGUGAAAGCCAUCUGGAACAGGAUCAGGAAAUGGAAUGGGAGAGUCAGGAGCAGCCUCUGGCAAGAGGAAAUGAGGUGUCUGUGACCCUGCCAGAGAACCAGCAGCUCCCUCCAAAAACAGGGGAUGAAGUGCCCCUGACCCUUCCAGAGAGCCAGCAGCCACCGCCAGAGAGAGGGGAUGAGGUGCCCCUGACCCUGCCAGAAAACCAGCAGCCACCUCGAGAGACGGGGGAUGAAGUGCUUGCUGCCCCAUGGGAGAACCAGCAGCUCCCUCCAGAGACAGGGGAUGAGGUGCUGGUGACCCCACAGGAGAGCCAGCCACCUCCUCUGGGAAUAGGGCAGAAAGUGCCUGCAGCCCUGCCAGAGAGCCAGCCGCCCCGUCUGGGGAGAGGGGAUGAGGUGCCGACAGCUGUGCCAGAGAGCCAGCCACCCACGCUAGGGAGAGGGGAUGAGGUGCCAACAGCCCUGCCGGACAGCCAGCCGCCCACGCUAGGGAGAGGGGAUGAGGUGCCAACAGCCCUGCCCGACAGCCAGCCGCCCACUCUAGGGAGAGGGGAUGAGGAGCCCACAGCCUUGGUGAGAGGGGACCAGGAGCCCGCAGCCGUGCCGGAGAGCCAGCCCCCCACUCUGGAGAGAGGGAAUGAGGUUUCUGUAGCCCUGGGGAGAGGGGACCAGGUGUCUGCAGCCCUGCCGGAGAGCCAGCCACCCCCUCUCAUUCUGCCAGAGAAAGCAGGAGAUAUACCUGAAAAACAGGUGAAGACCACUCACCUGGAGCAAGAGGAGGCGCACCUGCAGGAGAGGGCAGACGACCACUUCCCCAGCCCAUCCAGCGGAACUUCAUUUCAUUUCACAUUGCCCAAGGAGGGUGAUAUAAUUCAGCCCUUGACCAGCCUGACUCCAUCCCCUAUUAAUCAGCUUCAAAAGGGACCUAGAAGACACAGCACUCCAAUUGAGGUUGGCAGCUGUCCAGACAGCACCAUAGCAACCAGUGAGGUCACAGCAGAGGGCACCCUGGGGACCAACAAUGUCACUGUGGAGAGUGCCGUGACAUCAGCAGACAUAUCGGAAGAGCGUGACAAAGGGGAUUGUGCCGUGCUCGCUGCGGCUGAUGGGAAGCUGUGUCUGCGAAUGAGCCUCGUUACUCCUGUGAAUGAGGGAAGUGAUGAGUCUCCGUCCUUCAGUUUGGAGAAGCCUGCAGCCGGUGAAAGGAAAAAUGGAUCCUCUGCUGUUGCCGGAGCUGUUGCCAGUGCACAGCAGAUGUCUGUGUUUAGUCGUGUCUGUGAAGUCCGGCGUGAAGAUGAGGCCUGGAGUCGUAAUCUUCCCAUUUCUCGAUUUCGGGGAAACCUGUUCAGUUCCCCAAGCACGCAGGAGGAGGAAGAGCCGCUGUCUGUGGAUCCUGGUGCUUCACCACGCCUGCAGCCUCUCAGCUGGGAGCAGGCCCAGGCUUCUCAGGCUGUAUCGCCGGACUCCGAACCACAGCUGUCCCGUGUGGAAGAAGAGUCUAUGGACGUUGACGUUGUACAGGAUCAGAAAGCGGAAGGGGAGAAGAGCAUGCAAGAAAAGCUGAGUACGACUGUGUCGGCGAAAGAGAGGGAUACAUGCCAGGAGGCAUGGUCGGGCACCAGCAGUAAAGGCGUCCAAACCACUGUAGAUUUUCCAUUGGCCCCAGCAACUGUAUCAACAGGAACACAGACAGCAAAGGGAACGUGCAGCCAGGUGGAAGCGGGGACCAGCAUGGCUGGGCAGAGGCCAGACCGACAGGAUGCCAAGGUCCAAACUGAGGAGAGUGGAGAAAAGCUUGUGAAUGCAUCUGGUGAUGACACAGAGUCCCUGCAUAGUCAGGAAGAGGAGGAGCGUAACCUGUCUCACCCGCCUGGAUGCCGGGUCCAGCACCGCCACGUGAGAACCAUCCGGGAAGUGCGCACUGUUGUCACGCGUGUCAUCACAGACGUUUACUACGUAGAUGGUGCCGAGGUGGAGCGGAAGGUGGUUGAGGAAGCGGAGGAGCCUGUGGUGGAGUGCCAGGAGUGUGAGGUGGAUGUCUCCCCCUCUCGAACAACGGGAGGCUCCUCGUUGACGUCGGGGGACCUCGGGGAUGUCAGCUCCUUCUCAUCCAAGGCCUCCAGCCUCCACCGCACAUCUAGCGGAGCAAGCAGCAGUUUGUCAGCCACGCACAGCGGCGGCAGCUCCGGGAGGGGAGCUGGAGCUGGAUCUACCAAAGGGAAAGUCUGCGGGAUGGAAGCUGGAGAGUUUGCCUUACCCAGCGGCAAAGGAGCGCUCGGAAAACUGAGCCCUAGGAAAGGGACUGGUCAGCCAGGGUCUCCUUUGAGGCCUGGACAGACAGCAGCACUGACAAUGUGUGAGGAGGAGGAUGACCGUCACGGGGGGAAAACCCCUGUUACACCUCGUGGUCGAGGGAGAAGGGGCCGCCCACCAUCUCGAGCAGCUGGGACAAGAGAUGCAUCUGGGAGUGGUCUGCCAGGCGUGGAGGAUCUUCCAGCCAUGGCCUUGUCUGAGGAGAAGGCCUUUGCUCGCACAGUUCGCCUGCCCGAGGGCGGGGACAGGCCUGAGGGCGCCGGCCCCUGCACCUUGCGCCGAAGCGACUCUCCGGAAAUCCCACUGCAGGUGGUGGCUGGUCCCGUGGAGAGCGCGGACUCGUCUGCCGGGAGCAGCUUUGUGGGUCUCCGGGUUGUAGCCAAGUGGUCCUCAAACGGCUACUUCUAUUCUGGGAAGAUCACCCAGGAUGUGGGGGCCGGGAAGUACAAGCUGCUCUUUGAUGAUGGGUACGAAUGCGACGUCCUGGGCAAAGAUAUUCUGCUUUGCGACCCCAUCCCACUGGAGACGGAGGUGACUGCGCUCUCUGAAGACGAGUAUUUCAGUGCAGGUGUUGUGAAAGGGCACAGGAAGGAGUCGGGAGAGCUGUACUACUGUGUCGAGAAGGAAGGCCAGCGCAAGUGGUACAAGCGGAUGGCUGUCAUCCUGUCCCUGGAGCAAGGGAACAAGCUUCGGGAGCAGUUUGGCUUGGGUCCUUACGAACCUGCCACGCCCCUGACCAAGGCGGCGGACAUCAGCCUGGACAACCUGGUGGAGGGGAAGCGGAAGAGGCGCAGUAACCUCGGCUCACCCAGCACAUCCAGCAGCAGCACAACGCCGACCCGCAAGGGGCCGGAGAGCCCGCGUGUGCCCUCGGGGCUGCUGUCUGGGAAGAGGAAGCUGGUCACCUCUGAGGACGAGAGGUCCCCGUCCAAGCGUGGGCGCAAGUCUGCAGCCAUAAAAACUGGCGCAGUGAAGGCAGGAGAGUUCCCAACUUCCUGCGAGAGCGGCGACAACGUGCUGGACCCCUCGGCCCUGGAGGACCAUCAUGGGCCGUUGCCUCACAAUAAGACCCUCUUUCUGGGCUAUGCCUUCCUCCUCACCAUGGCAACCCCCAGUGACAAGCUGGCCAAUCGCCAGAAGCUCUUGGACGGUGCCGCGGGCAGCAGCGAGGAAGAGGAAGAGUUCCUGGAAAUGACGCCGUACAACAAGCAGUACACAGCAAUGCAGCUGCGUGCAGGAGCUGGCUACAUCCUGGAGGACUUCAAUGAAACCCAGUGCAGCGCAGCCUACCGGUGCCUCCUGAUUGCAGACCAGCACUGCCGAACCCGCAAGUACUUACUGUGCCUUGCCAGCGGAAUCCCCUGCGUGUCCCACGUCUGGGUCCACGACAGCUGCCACGCCAACCAGCUGCAGAACUACCAGAACUACCUGCUCCCGGCUGGCUACAGCCUGCAGGAGCAGCGGCUGCUGGAGUGGCAUCCUCGCGAGAGCCCCUUCCAAAACCUGAAGGUGCUGCUGGUGUCCGACCAGCGCCAGAACUUCCUGGAGCUGUGGUCAGAGAUCCUCAUGAUGGGGGGCGCGGCGUCUGUGAAGCAGCAUCACUCGAGUGCUCAGAACAAAGAUAUCGCCUUGGGGGUCUUCGACGUGGUGGUAACAGACUUGUCCUGUCCGGCUGCUGUCCUGAAGUGCGCAGAAGCCUUGCGUCUGCCCGUCAUCUCGCAAGAGUGGGUGAUCCAGAGCCUUAUUGCUGGGGAGAGAAUGGGCUACAACAAGCAUCCAAAGUAUAAAUAUGACUACAUGCCCCGCUAGCGCUGCCCGUACCCUGCCCGCCUGCUGUCCCGCUGCUGUGCAGACUGUGUUUUAAUCAGGUUUUAAAUGUCUCUGUGUAAUGGACGCGUGCAUGGAUCACUGUACAUAGUUUUAUGGCUGGACUUUUAAGAUGAAAUAAAUGUUGAAUCUCU